Rotaria sp. Silwood1 is the source of this 285-nucleotide messenger RNA. The record is from the annotation of a GenBank genome assembly. Lineage: Eukaryota; Metazoa; Rotifera; Eurotatoria; Philodinida; Philodinidae.
AUGAUAACAACAACUGUCUUUCGUCAUCAACAUCUUGCUUCAAUUACUGUGCAUUCAACAAUAGUAGCUAUUGUGCAUCAAAUACUUCCAUGGUUGAACACUGGUAGCAUGAAUACUGCACGAGCUGCACAUACAACAUCUGUACUACUAAAUGGAGAAGUAUUAGUUACUGGUGGAUUGAAUUAUACUUCUCCUUUAAAUAGUGCUGAAUUGUAUGAUACAUCAACAGGAAUUUGGGCAACGACUGAUAGCAUGAAUGAUGCUCGAGCUGAGCACACAACAUGA